Molecule: messenger RNA, 1396 nt
Organism: Bombus pascuorum
Lineage: Eukaryota; Metazoa; Arthropoda; Insecta; Hymenoptera; Apidae
Gene: Lrr47
Product: leucine-rich repeat protein 1-like
Exons: 5
Coding region: 76-1377 (433 amino acids)
Molecular function (GO): protein binding
Source: RefSeq, a predicted model, not a curated record
AAAUAGUUUUUAAUAGUGCCUAGUAUUUACAUAUGUUCAGUGUUUCUUAUUCUACGCGCGAAAAACGAUUUGUUUAUGUUUUAUUGUGAGCUAUUAAAAAACAUAUUGUCACGGUGUAUAGUUGCAAAUAUCUAUUUAAACUAUCAUCUGUUUAACAUGAAACUUCAUUGUAAUAUAAAAGUAAACAAUAGAUUAUUUACAACAAAUGUAAUAACAAGGAAGUCACUACGUUCCAUAAUAAAAAUUGGAAGAGAAACUGUAAAAAAUACAGACAUAUAUCUGCUUUGGCAAACAUUACAAAAUAAGCAUGGUACUAAAUAUAAGAUUAAUAAUAAUGUAGACAAAAUAUAUACAAAAUUUAUUGAUGAAGGAAAAGCUACAAUUCGCUUUAUAGAACCACCUCAUGAUUUAAUUAUUCAAUCUGAUAAAAUUCAACUCAAAAGUUUUAUUCACGUUUUAAAACUUGCAGUAAUUAAAAAGGUUGAUCCACCAGUUCUUGAUAUUUCAAAUUUAAACCCAAAAUGUAUGAGUUCUUUACCAAAGAUUAAAGUAGUGGUUAAUAAAUCUGAAUAUCCAACUUUAGAAGGUUUUCCAAGAACAACUGAAGAAUUAUAUAUAGUAGGAUUAAAUAGGAAAUCAUUCGAUAGGCAAAUUUUAAGACUCCAAAGCUUAAGAAUUUUAAAUUUGUCUGAAAAUCAGAUUUCAUCUUUACCAAACGAAAUUGGCACUUUACAGCAUUUACAAGAACUUGUUUUAUCACAAAACCGGCUUGAUAAGGCUUUAAAAUGGGCAUGGUUAGAUCAAGUUGCUAUAAGAUCUAACUUAAAAUUAUUGGAUAUAAGUAAUAAUAGGUUAUACAAAUUACCACAACAAAUUGGAAAACUUGAGAGUCUUGUUAAUUUGAAGGCUAGUCAGAAUAUGUUAUCAUUCUUACCACAGAGUCUUGGGAAGUUACAUAAUUUAAAAUAUUUAGAUGUAUCGAAAAACAAAUUACGUUACUUACCUGGAAGUAUAAGGAAUUUACAUUUUAUUACAGUAGACGUAUCAAGAAAUGAGUUUUCUUCUGUAGAUUAUGCAUUAUAUUCUAGGUGUAAAACAAAUGUGCCAAGUUUAACUGAAUGUGCAGCCACGUCAUUUCUGAAAACAAGAUGUUCAUAUGAUGCAAGCAUAAUUCCACUUACAUUGGUAAAGUAUUUAGAUGAGGCAAAGUAUUGUCUCUGUGGAAAUCCAUGUUUUCAUUAUUAUCUAAGAAAAUUUGUAAGUUUUGAUUGCAAUAUAGCAACAAAUAUGAUAAAGUCAACAGAAUCUGCUCUACUACCGUUUGAUUGCUACUUCUGUUCAAGUAAAUGUAUAUAUUAUCCACCGCUUUAUAAAUAAUUUAUUAUUUUUAAAUUAA